Puntigrus tetrazona (Sumatra barb) is the source of this 3034-nucleotide messenger RNA. RefSeq names its product relaxin family peptide receptor 3.2a (gene rxfp3.2a). Lineage: Eukaryota; Metazoa; Chordata; Actinopteri; Cypriniformes; Cyprinidae. Gene Ontology annotation, molecular function: G protein-coupled receptor activity. The record is from RefSeq and is a predicted model, not a curated record. The transcript has a single exon. Gene Ontology annotation, cellular component: membrane. Bases 860 to 2059 code for a protein of 399 amino acids. Gene Ontology annotation, biological process: G protein-coupled receptor signaling pathway; immune response.
CUGAUGUUUAUUUAUACGCCUUGAUAAGAAGAUUAUUUCACGACAUGAACCACAUUGUAAGAGUAUACAAAUCUUUCAUACUACAGAAAAUACUACAGAAAUAGUUGAAAUAAAACUGAUCUUUUCCAAAAAAUAACUGACUGUUAGAAGACUGUCUGCUUAAUAUCUUCUAACACUUUGCUUUGAUGGGUCCACAACAUACCGAUUAUGAGAAAUUUGGCAAAUAUGUGUAUUCUACUAACCCUAAACUUAUCCUAACUUACCCCUUACUCUGAGAGUUAGUAGACAUGUAGUUGCAAAUUAAUCAGGACUAGUUGACAUGUAGUUACUAAGUAACUUAUAGUUGGCAGAAUGCCUAAAGUGAACUAUCAAAAUAAAUUGCAACCAAGAAAAAUUACAGCCAUAAGCAAUUUAUGAUAACAUAACGACAAUGUAUAUAUGACUGUUUAUAGGCAUGAUUUUUUUUUUGUUAGCUACGCUGUUCGUUUUCUAAAGUAAGCAUUUGUUGAAUAUACAUGUAUUCAUCUGGCAGAUGCUUUUAUCCAAACGUAUAUUAUACAGCUUUUACAGGUUAAAUAAAAAUAAAUUACAGUAUUUUUGAAAACGUCCCCCAUGCGACAGCAGACGGCCUCCCUUAUAUAAAGCCUGGUGGUGCUCCAUGAGCUCAUUCAGGUGCGGAGAGUCAGAGGAGAGAGGAGCGUCUUCUGCUCAGAUUCGCGCAAAGACCGCGCUUUAAAGCAGGAAUAAAGAGUUUACGCGCAUGACGAUCACACUCUGCACCCGUGGGAUGACUUUUAUGAACGCACUUGUGCAGCACAUGGAAUUUUAUAGUAAUCGUAUGGGCGCGUAAAGCCGUGCCAUGCAGGGGAACAGCAGCGCGUUGGCACCGGGUUUGGCGGCGUGCGGACCGGCGCUGGACGAGGGCGAUGCGCUGUCGAACCGGACCGCUCUCCACAACCUGUCUCUCCGCUGCUGGCUGCAGCUGCUCUCCAAAGAAUCCGCGCCGGAGCUCUACGGCGACAGCUCGAGCAUGGCCAUGCGCGUCGUGAUCGCUCUCGUCUAUCUUAUCGUGUGCGCUCUGGGGCUCGUCGGGAACCUGUUGGCGCUUUACCUGCUCCAGUCUCGCCACAGACUCAAGCAGUCGUCCAUCAACUGUUUCGUCAUGAGUCUAGCCGUGACGGACCUGCAGUUCGUCCUGACUCUUCCGUUCUGGGCCGUGGACACCGCGUUGGACUUCAGGUGGCCGUUUGGAAAGGUCAUGUGCAAGAUCAUCAGCUCGGUCACCACUAUGAACAUGUACGCGAGCGUGUUCUUCCUCACGGCCAUGAGCGUUGCGCGCUACUGCUCCUUGUCCUCGUCCCUGCGGAUGCAAAGUCCCAAAACGGCCUCGGCAGAGGUCAAGUGGGCCAGUUUGGGAAUCUGGAUCGUGUCCGUGGUGGCCACCAUCCCUCACGCGGUUUACUCCACCACGGCGCAGGUGUCCGACGACGAGCUGUGCCUCGUGCGCUUCUCGGAUUCCGGUAGCUGGGACCCGCAGCUGCUUCUGGGUCUGUAUCAAACCCAAAAGGUGCUCCUGGGCUUCGUGAUUCCGCUGGUCAUCAUCUGCGUUUGUUACCUGCUCCUGCUGCGCUUCGUUUUGCGGCGGCGCGUCAGCGGGAUUCCCGGCUCGGAGAGCGAGAGAGGACGGCACAAGCGCCGAUCCAAAGUCACCAGAUCGGUCACCAUCGUGGUUCUGUCGUUCUUUCUGUGCUGGCUGCCCAACCAGGCUCUGACCCUGUGGGGGGUGCUCAUCAAAUUCGACCUGGUGCCGUUCAGCAACGCGUUUUACAACGCGCAGGCCUACGCGUUCCCCAUCACCGUGUGCCUGGCGCACACAAACAGCUGCCUGAAUCCGGUGCUGUACUGUCUGAUCCGCCAGGAGUACCGCACCGGCCUCAAGAAACUGCUAUUUAGAGCCACUCCGUCCAUCCGGAACCUGGCCAAGCUCGUGUACCGGGGGAAAAAGGUGGCGGAGGCUCCACCUGCGGUGUCCGUGGUGCAGAUGGAGAUCGGGAUGUGACGCGUUAUCCGCGAGGAAAAACUCCGUGACUCGUUUCGACUUUAAAAUACAUCUCUGCGUACCUCUGCGACGCGGAUUGGCAAACAUCAGACAUCGCUGAAACAGAAUUGCACUGCGCGUAUAAUACAUGUGCAUUACUAGACAAAAGUUUGGACGCACUUGGACUCAAAAACUUCAAGUUAACGGAAACAUUUCUUAAGCGAGGGUAAAAAAGUCUUAUGGUGAAAAAAUGACUCAAAAUGCAAUUAAUUUAUGUAAUGUAUUUUCAUUUAAUGACUGAACUGAAGCAGAUAUUAAUGUAAAAGCAUUAUUGCCCUUCUUUAAUUCACACACUUCUAUUUUAUCGACUCUUUUCAUAGACGUGAUUGCACAUUUCCACAGUUGUUAUUGUAAAUCAUUUUUUUAUUUUAUUUUAAAUGUAGCUUUAUCAUAUCGCAUAUUGUGUCACAUCAACUACAAUAACUUAUUUUCUGAGGGCACCAAAAAUGUGGGGUUCUUUAUUGUAAAACGCUGGCAACAGUUAUUAUGAGAAAUUACAAAGUGUGUCCAAACUCUCGACUGCUAAUGUGACGUGAGACAGUGAUAGAUUCUAUCAUUGUUGUUAAAACCAUCCCAAACAUCUCAAGCAACCGACGUCUCCAUGUAUACGCAGCGUUUCCAAGAGCUGAGCUUCGGGGUUGGAAAUCGAGCAUUUAUUCUGUCUUUUUGGGAAAAUAUCGAAUGAGCUUUGCGGACCUUCAGAGGAAAAAGCCACGAGGAGAGAAACUGUCUAAACUGUCCUUGAAACAUUUGAACAGUGGAGUUUGUUUAUCAUCGCUGAAUGAAUGCUGCUGAAUGCGGUCUAAACACAAUCAUCCACACAAUGACUCUCUUUAAGGAAAUUUGAAAGCGAUGUGUCAUUUUCAAGGAGAAAUGGUUCGCUUUGCUGAACUGUAUAUGACUCGUUGUAAAUAAAAAAAAAAGUUUCAAAACAAA